Messenger RNA from Choloepus didactylus (southern two-toed sloth), 939 nucleotides. RefSeq names its product olfactory receptor 14J1-like. NCBI's taxonomy places the organism in Eukaryota, Metazoa, Chordata, Mammalia, Pilosa, Megalonychidae. The transcript has a single exon. Gene Ontology annotation, biological process: G protein-coupled receptor signaling pathway. The record is from RefSeq and is a predicted model, not a curated record. The coding region runs from base 1 to 939 and encodes 312 amino acids. Gene Ontology annotation, molecular function: G protein-coupled receptor activity; odorant binding; olfactory receptor activity. Gene Ontology annotation, cellular component: membrane.
AUGAUUAUGGAAAAUGUAACCACAAUGCCUGGAUUCCUCCUCAUGGGUUUUUCUGACAACUGUGAGCUGCAGCUCUUACAUGUUUUGCUAUUCUUGGUGAUGUACCUAUUGGCCUUCGCAGGUAACCUCAUCAUUAUUGCCGUCACCACACUGGACCAGUGCCUCCAAUCCCCAAUGUGUUACUUCUUGAAGCAUCUUUCCCUUCUGGACCUCUCCUUCAUUUCUGUCACGGUCCCCCAGUCCAUUGACAACUCACUGAUGGAUGAUGGCCAUAUUUCCCAUGGUCAGUGCAUACUCCAGGUUUUCUUCUUUACCUCUCUGGCCUGGGCUGAGGUUGCCAUUCUCACAGUGAUGUCUCACAACUGCUAUGCAGCCAUCUGCCUCCCGCUGCACUACGAGGUCAUCAUGGAUCCGGGUACCUGUAAGUGGGCUGUGAUGGCUGUGUGGCUAAGUGGGGCUCUCUCUGGAAUCAUGUACACAGCAGCCACAUUCUCCAUUACAUUCUGCAGGGCCAAACUAAUCCACCAGUUCUUCUGUGAUGUGCCCCAGUUGCUGAAGCUCUCCUGCUCCAGUGACUACCUUGGAGUGACUGGAGUGGCUGCCUUCAUGUCUGUGAUGGCGUUCAUCUUCUUCACCUCCAUUGUCCUCUCCUAUAUCCACAUCUUCUCCACAGUUCUAAAAAUACCCUCUGCUGAGGGCCGAUCCAAGGCCUUCUCUACCUGCCUGCCUCACCUCUUUGUUGUCUCAUUUUUUCUCUCCACAGGAAUCUUUGAGUUCCUAAAACCAACUUCAGAUUCUCCAACUGCUUUUGAUCUUAUGAUUUCUAUCUUUUAUUCAGUAGUGCCCCCAACACUCAACCGUAUUAUCUACAGUCUGAGGAAUGAGGCCAUGAAGGCAGCAGUAAGAAAGUUACUGUUGGGUGGGGAAUUCACUGGGUAA